AUGGAAACGACACUACCCUUCCCCUUCCUUAUCAGCGUGGCCGUCCCGCCAGGCCUGGCCAAGCUCGAUGGCCUCGACCGGGAGCAGGUCUCGAUACUCGGGGCCCCCUGCUUUGAGGCCAACGACCAGACCCUGGAAAAGUUCCACAACUUUCUGAAGCAGCACAACGCAGAGUUCCGCGGCUACUUUGACGUCACAGGCAUCUCGUCACGGGACGAUGUCGUCUCCCUGCUCGACGCCGGCGCCCGCAUGGUCUUCGUCUCCCCAGAGAACCUUGCCCAGUAUGAGGAGUUCGGCUCUCGCGUGGGCUCCAUCCUCUCCACGGCCGACGUCACGACCAAGGCCGCCUCCAAGCACGCCGUCCUCGUCAAGGACUUUGACUCGACAACGUGCAACCUGGGCUCCUUCAUCGAGCGCUGCAAGGUCGAGAAGCUGCCCAACCUGUUCAUCAAGCCCGUCCCUGAGAGCAACCUCGAGCACUUUGUCGAUAUUGCCAAGCAGUGCAAUGCCAUCCCUGUGCUGCCGUCUGACGGCCUGACGGCCAGCAAGGAGGACUCGAAGAAGCUCUCUCUGUCCAAGCUCAUUUCCUCAUUUUGGAAAUCGGACAGACCCGACGGCCUCAUCCCCACCGUUGUCUGCGAUGAGUCCGGCACCGCGCUGGGUCUCGCGUACAGCAGCGCUGAGAGCGUUGGUGAGGCCCUGCGGACCCGUACCGGCGUCUACCAGAGCCGCAAGCGCGGCCUCUGGAUCAAGGGUGCCACGUCCGGAGAUACCCAGGAGCUUGUGCGCAUCGCAUUGGACUGUGACAACGACACGCUCAAGUUUGUCGUCAGGCAGAAGGGUGGUUUCUGCCACCUGGACCAGCACGGCUGCUUUGGUGACCUGAACGGUAUUCCCAGGCUCGAACAGACGCUGCAGUCGCGCAAGAAGUCUGCGCCUGCAGGAUCUUACACCGCCCGUCUAUUCUCUGACGAGAAGCUCCUGCGGGCAAAGAUCAUGGAGGAGGCGGAGGAGCUCUGCGACGCCAAGACCCCUCAAGAGGUUGCCUUUGAGGCGGCCGACCUGAUUUACUUUGCUCUUACCAAGGCUGUUAGCGCAGGCGUCAGCCUGGCUGAUAUCGAAAAGAACCUGGACGCCAAGGCAUUCAAGGUGAAGAGGAGAACAGGAGAUGCCAAGGGUAAGUGGGCUGAGAAGGAGGGUAUCAAGACCUCUUCGGCACCUGCCCCUGCAGCGGCGCCCGCACCGGCGCCCGCGUCAAAGGAUGAGAAGUCUGACCGAAUCACGAUGCGCCGCUACGACUUGACCAAGUCUUCCGCUGCCGAGAUCGACGAGGUGCUAAAGCGCCCGUCACAAAAGUCUCCCGACGCUAUCCUGAACAUCGUCAAGCCCAUCAUCGACGAGGUCCGGAACGGAGGCGACAAGGCCGUCCUGUCCUACACCCACAAGUUCGAGAAGGCCACGUCUCUUACCUCCCCUGUUCUCAAGGCCCCCUUCCCCAAGGAGGCCAUGCAACUGUCCCCUGAGUCGACCAAGGCAAUUGACAUCUCCUUUGAGAACAUCCGCAAGUUCCACGCCGCCCAGAAGGAGGACAAGCCUUUGCAGGUGGAGACCAUGCCCGGAGUUGUCUGCAGCCGUUUCUCCCGUCCCAUUGAGCGCGUCGGCCUUUACGUCCCCGGCGGCACUGCCGUCCUCCCCUCCACAGCCCUCAUGCUCGGAGUCCCCGCCAUGGUCGCCGGCUGCCAGAAGAUCGUAUUUGCCUCGCCGCCUCGCGCGGAUGGCAGCCUCACCCCGGAGAUCGUCUACGUCGCUCACAAGGUCGGCGCUGAGAGUAUCGUCCUCGCUGGCGGCGCUCAGGCCGUCGCCGCCAUGGCCUAUGGCACCGAGAGCGUGACAAAGGUCGACAAGAUCCUCGGCCCUGGAAACCAAUUUGUCACUGCGGCCAAGAUGUUCGUUAGCAACGACACCAAUGCUGGUGUCAGCAUCGACAUGCCUGCCGGUCCCUCCGAGGUUCUCGUCAUCGCUGACAAGGACGCCAACCCUGCCUUCGUCGCCUCGGACCUGCUGUCCCAGGCCGAGCACGGUGUCGACAGCCAGGUCGUUCUCAUCGCCAUCGACCUCACCGAGCAGCAACUGCAGGCAAUUGAGGACGAGCUGCACAACCAGGCCAUGGCUCUGCCCCGUGUCGAUAUCGUCCGCGGCGCCAUCGCCCACUCUGUCACCAUCCAGGUCAAGACCGUCGACGAGGCCAUGCGCAUCAGCAACGACUACGCCCCCGAGCACUUGAUCCUCCAGAUCAAGGACGCCGAGAAGGUAACGGAGAAGGUCAUGAACGCCGGCUCCGUCUUCAUCGGCGAGUGGACGCCCGAAAGUGUCGGCGACUACUCUGCCGGUGUCAACCACUCUUUGCGUAAGUUUAUUUCUUCUCUUACAUCCCCCAUCGAUAAUGUCGGACAAUCUCUGACCGAAGCCACAGCCACGUACGGAUACGCCAAGCAGUACUCGGGCGUCAACCUCGCCUCCUUCGUCAAGCACAUCACCAGCUCCAACCUGACGGCCGAGGGCCUGCGCAACGUCGGCGAAGCCGUCAUGCAGCUCGCCAAGACGGAGCAACUUGAAGCCCACCGCAGAGCCGUGGAGAUCCGCAUCGACCACAUGAACCGCAAGUAA
Colletotrichum spaethianum is the source of this 2667-nucleotide messenger RNA. Its product is annotated as histidine biosynthesis trifunctional protein. The transcript has a single exon. Gene Ontology annotation, biological process: L-histidine biosynthetic process. Bases 1 to 2667 code for a protein of 888 amino acids. The record is from RefSeq and is a predicted model, not a curated record. Gene Ontology annotation, cellular component: cytoplasm. NCBI's taxonomy places the organism in Eukaryota, Fungi, Ascomycota, Sordariomycetes, Glomerellales, Glomerellaceae. Gene Ontology annotation, molecular function: phosphoribosyl-ATP diphosphatase activity; metal ion binding; NAD binding.